AUGUCGAUCCAGCCGCUUGUCGAGAAGUAUAGACCGUCCACAUUAGACGAAGUAUUGGGUAACGAGCUCGUCAUUGAGGCAUUAAAAAGGCUGCAAGAGCACGACAACCUGCCACACAUCCUCUUAUACGGUCCACCUGGCACAGGAAAGACUACAUCAAUACGUGCGAUAGCAAAGUUUCUGUACAAACAGACAAUCAUGUGCAACGUGCUUGAGCUGAAUGCCAGCGAUGACCGCGGUAUAAAUGUGGUGCGUGAGCAGAUUAAGUGCUUUGCUGUGAGCCGUUCGUUCCAAAACAAGAAGAAAUUGGUGGUAUUGGACGAGGCAGACUCAAUGUCCAGAGAUGCACAGAACGCACUGCGUCGUGUUAUUGAAGAUUACAGCGGCAAUGUACGGUUCUGUUUCAUCGCCAACUACGCACACAAGAUUAUACCAGCGAUCCAGUCGCGCUGUUCUAAGUUCCGGUUUUCGCCCGUUAGUUCAGAUGCCAUUAAAAAGCGAGUCAGGCAUAUCUCAGAAAUGGAGAGCAUACCGAUCGACGACAAGUGCAUUGACAUCCUUGUCCAGGAGUCGGAAGGAGACAUGCGAAGGCUCGUUAACACAUUGGAUGGGCUCUCGCGGUUUAAAGGUGCGAUUACGGUUGACAUGAUUUUACCAGAAAUAGACUUUGAAAGAAUCUUUGAGCUGUCGCGUGGGAGGAGAUUUGCAGAGGCAAAGGCGGUGGUGCUUGAAAGGCUGGAAGAGCUUGAUUUUGUGACAUUCUUUCGGAGGCUGACGUGCUAUAUUAGAGAAUCGAAGAAAUUUGAGAACUACGAUAUUUAUGAGGAGAUAGCGGAGAUUGAGCAUCGAAUAGCUGUGGGAUGCUCAGAAAAGAUACAAGUAUCAUGUCUUGUGAGGAUAAUGAGCAGUUAUUGA
Molecule: messenger RNA, 915 nt
Organism: Vavraia culicis subsp. floridensis
Lineage: Eukaryota; Fungi; Microsporidia; Pleistophoridae
Exons: 1
Coding region: 1-915 (304 amino acids)
Biological process (GO): DNA repair; DNA-templated DNA replication
Cellular component (GO): nucleus; DNA replication factor C complex
Molecular function (GO): DNA clamp loader activity; DNA binding; ATP binding
Source: RefSeq, a predicted model, not a curated record